This is a messenger RNA of Hibiscus syriacus, 1529 nucleotides long. RefSeq names its product probable receptor-like protein kinase At1g80640. Gene Ontology annotation, molecular function: protein kinase activity; ATP binding. Bases 103 to 1275 code for a protein of 390 amino acids. The record is from RefSeq and is a predicted model, not a curated record. NCBI's taxonomy places the organism in Eukaryota, Viridiplantae, Streptophyta, Magnoliopsida, Malvales, Malvaceae. Gene Ontology annotation, biological process: protein phosphorylation. The transcript has 10 exons.
GAAACCGUUGCUGUUUCCGCCGUGUAAGGCCCUGUUUCAUCCUCCAUUUCUACUCCAAUCUCUCCAGCAGGGAUUCGACUUGGAAGUGAGGAGCACUGGAAAAUGGAUCCGCCUAAGAAACUGUUAAUAGCUCUCAUUAUUGCUUGCUCUUCCUUGGGUGCAAUUUUCUCUUCCUUGUUUUGUGUAUGGUUUUUUUACAGGAAGAAUUCGAGCAAAUCCUCUAAAUGUGGUGCUAAGAGAUCAGACGGUGAAAAAGGGAAUGGGUUGGCACCAUUUCUGGGUAAAUUCAAGUCUAUGAGGACGGUUUCGAAGGAGGGUUAUGGUUCAUUUAUGGAUUAUAAGAUACUUGAAAAAGCUACAAAUAAGUUUCAUCCUGGUAAUAUUCUGGGUGAAGGUGGAUUUGGAUGUGUUUACAAGGCUCAAUUCAAUGAUGGUUCUUAUGCUGCUGUUAAGAAACUUGACUGUACAAGCCAAGAUGCAGAAAAGGAAUAUGAGAAUGAGGUCGAAUUGCUUUGUCGAUUUAAGCAUCCGAACAUAAUUUCGCUGUUGGGUUUUAGCAGUGACACUGACACAAGAUUUAUUGUGUAUGAGUUGAUGCAAAAUGGUUCUUUGGAAACUCAACUUCAUGGCCCUUCUCAUGGCUCGUCGUUAACUUGGCAUCGUCGGAUGAAAAUCGCUUUGGAUACAGCAAGAGGAUUAGAAUAUCUACAUGAGAAUUGCCAUCCACCAGUCAUCCAUAGAGAUCUGAAAUCAUCUAAUAUACUUUUGGAUUUGGACUUCAAUGCAAAGCUUUCAGAUUUUGGUCUUGCAGUGACUGAUGCAGCUCAAAACAAGAAUAAUUUGAAGCUUUCGGGUACUUUAGGUUAUGUGGCUCCAGAAUACCUUUUAGAUGGUAAAUUAACAGAUAAGAGUGAUGUUUAUGCAUUUGGUGUUGUGCUGCUGGAGCUUCUACUGGGAAGAAAGCCUGUAGAAAAACUAGCACCAUCUCAAUGCCAAUCGAUUGUCACAUGGGCCAUGCCUCAGCUUACUGACAGAUCUAAACUCCCGAACAUCAUCGAUCCGGUGAUAAGAGAUACCAUGGAUCUGAAGCACUUAUAUCAGGUUGCCGCUGUAGCAGUGCUAUGUGUGCAACCGGAACCGAGUUAUCGUCCAUUGAUAACCGAUGUUCUGCACUCACUUAUACCUCUUGUUCCCAUGGAGCUUGGAGGGACUCUAAGAGUUACAAUACCUACAGCCCUUGACCCUACGAACCGACACGUUCGCGGUACGCCCUGACAUGACACGAAAACAAACUGCCACACGAUCGUUGAUGUUGCAACGAUUAAAUCAUACAUCCACAUUAGUUCCAUUGCAUAACUAUAUGCACAGAUUUGGGUGAUAGUUCAUACCUUUUGAGGAUUGUUCAUGUCUUUUGUAAAUAGCCCUUUUGGGAACAAUGAGUUGUAAGAUGAUAUAUGCCAUGUGCCGUGCUGCUCUUAUAUUAGUUUGCUGUCAGAAGAAUUGGCAUUUAUGGAAAAUAUUGAGGAUCU